Molecule: messenger RNA, 1442 nt
Organism: Loa loa (African eye worm)
Lineage: Eukaryota; Metazoa; Nematoda; Chromadorea; Rhabditida; Onchocercidae
Exons: 10
Coding region: 1-1290 (429 amino acids)
Molecular function (GO): protein binding
Source: RefSeq, a predicted model, not a curated record
AUGCUUAUUACAGUAUCAUAUUGGAUCAUACCUACAGUGCCUUAUUAUGCGGGAUCAUAUAAAUUAAAUUUAAUACGUAAUGAUCGUUUCCUGAAACGUUUCGGUAAACGAUUACUGGGUGCUAUUCGACAACCGUUAUUACGACGCAAUCGAUCAAACGUUACAUUAUUGGAUUCAGAGAUUGAUUCGAAUUUAUCGUUGGCUGUAACACCUAAACGUACAUUUUCAUUGCUCAGUCAACGAACAUUAUUAUCGAAAAAGAACAAUCUGGACGAAGAAAAUUUUUACAUGGAAGAUUUGAAAUUGACCAAUGGAAUGCUUUCAGAGGAACAUGAAGCAAACGGUGACGACACAUUGUUUCAUGGUGAAGAGAUGGCAAUAAUAAAUUUGGAAAAAGAAAAUGGUGAAUUUGGUUUCAAUAUUGUUGGCGGUACCGACCAGGAAUAUAUCCCGGGCGAUCCUGGCAUAUUCAUUUCAAGGAUCCGAAAUGGUGGUUCAGCUUCGCGUGAUAGUAGACUAAAGAUCGGUGAUCGUAUCGUUUCGGUGAACGGUAUACUACUUACUGGUAGAACGCAUGAUGAUGCUGUAGAAAUUUUGCAUAAUACUAAGGGCACUGCAGUGCUAAUGAUCGAACAAAAUGCUGAGUCACGAGUUUUAAAUAAACCAACAGAACUUUCGGGUAUCUUAAGCUCAAACGAAAGUAUCUCAUCAUUGAAAAGUGAACAAAGGACUUUGUCCUCCAACCAACGUACAAGUAUGUCGUCCAAAUCCAUGAAUCCGUACAUGUCGCAAAUCAUGCCAGAAUCAACUGAAGUAGAGAAAAAGAAAAGUACACUGUCAUCAGCUAAUGAAGCAAACAAUGAUUAUGUAGAUGGCGAACGCAUGAUGAAAAAUGAAACAGAAAAUCAAAAUGAAGUACGUCGGACGGAACAUGAACGAAUGUUGGAAGUUGGUUCAGUUACAACGGCAUCGCCACUUACAUCAUUAAACGAUGAAACAGCGAAGACGAUCGACGAAAGAAGCGGUGAAGCCGCUUCAUUGAAUAAUGGUGAUAAUCAUGGUGAUAACGAUGAUGACUAUGAAGAUGGUGAAAAUGGAUUAACAUCUUGUGAUCACUCAAGUUCUGUUAUAGAUGACAUUCCAGUCACACCUAAAAGGCCAUACAGAUUAUUGGAUCCAUCAAAUCCAUCUAUAUUCAACGAAGUAUUGGCUGUUUCGGUUGGUGUCGCAGCACUGGGAGCUGGCAUAUAUGUAAUAUAUAAAUUUGUUAAACAUCGAUCUGCUCCCUGAACACCUCGUUCUAUCUUGUAAUGAAGUGUUGAACAGAUUUUAUAUUUUUGAAUCUCAGUUAUAUGGCAUAAUUUGUCUUCAGGACUGAUGUGUACAGAAAAGAUUAGGGUAUAUCAUGGAUACUUUUUAGGUGGGUACUUUUUCCGAUCGCA